Penicillium arizonense is the source of this 1128-nucleotide messenger RNA. RefSeq names its product alpha/beta fold hydrolase. The record is from RefSeq and is a predicted model, not a curated record. NCBI's taxonomy places the organism in Eukaryota, Fungi, Ascomycota, Eurotiomycetes, Eurotiales, Aspergillaceae. The transcript has a single exon. Bases 1 to 1128 code for a protein of 375 amino acids.
AUGUCGAGGAGCCUUCUCUCUUUCCUCCUCCUCUCUUCCCCGUUAUCCUUGAUUGGGCCAUCCGUUGCCCACCCUGCCGAGGUUCGCCCACAGGACAGUUUCCAGCAUGAGUCCGGCCACAGCUGCACCAACUUGGUGAUUCCGUUCAAUGUGACCGAGAACUCGGACGGUCACUUCGAAGACGACAACUACAGCAUCGAGGUUCUCCAUAACUUCAUGGACUUCCGCGAUUUCAGGACGGCGACCUACCACAUCUCGGGUAUCUACUGCACGCCACCGGCGCAAGCCACCAACAAGCAGGACACCAUCCAAAUGCUCGUCCACGGCGCUACAUUCAGCAAGAUCAUGUGGGACUGGCCGUGGCAGCCGGAGAAGUACUCCUGGACCCGCCGCAUGCACGCCGAGGGCUAUCCCACUCUGGCCUUCGACCUGAUCGGGUCCGGCAACUCGUCGCAUCCCCACCCCCUGUACGAAGUUCAGACGCAGUUGAUCGUCGAGCAGGUCCACCAUAUCAUCAAGCUGCUGAAGGCGGGGCAGAUUGGCGGCAUGAAGUAUGACAAGGUGGCCUACAUCGGGUUUAGCAUUGCAUCUAUUGCAGGGGUGUCGCUGGCCUACCAGGUUCCUGACGCCAUCGACGCGUUGGUGCUCCAUGGCUUCACUUGGGAUAUCCAGGAUCUGUACCCUGCAUUCCUGAGCGGAUUGCAGGUGGCCGCCAAUGGGCUCGAGAAGCCCGAGUGGAAGAAGUACGCGGCCGAGUACACGACGCAGAUGAACCCGGCUGGUCGGCAAGCGGCCGUGUUCUAUGGGGACUUCGACCCGGAAAUCGUGCCGGUGGACUUUUACCUGAGGGACCUCGACACCCUCGGCCUGUCUAUUUCCCUAGCGUACCAUCUGGUGACGCCGAACUUGUACAAAGGCCCUGUGAUGCUCGCCAAUGGCGACCAGGAUGCGACCUUCUGCGGGCGUUCAUGUGGGUCCGCUCCGUAUGCGCUGUACGACCGGUUCCCAAAUGCCACAGAUCAUGACAUCAAGGUCUAUCCUCAGGCGGGACAUGGCAUCCAUCUGCAUAACCAUGCCCAGCAGUUGAUGGAUGAUACUCUGGCAUUCUUGAAGCGAAAUGGAUUCUGA